Aspergillus alliaceus is the source of this 1529-nucleotide messenger RNA. Its product is annotated as bZIP transcription factor. The transcript is spliced from 2 exons. Gene Ontology annotation, molecular function: DNA-binding transcription factor activity. The coding region runs from base 339 to 1214 and encodes 291 amino acids. Gene Ontology annotation, biological process: regulation of DNA-templated transcription. The record is from RefSeq and is a predicted model, not a curated record. NCBI's taxonomy places the organism in Eukaryota, Fungi, Ascomycota, Eurotiomycetes, Eurotiales, Aspergillaceae.
AAAGUACCCGUCCAGAUGAGGCUUUGCGGGCUCAGCUUCCCGCAAGAGCGAGCCUUUUCCGUCCAAAAUCGAAGCAUACAACUUCUCCUCUAUCCACCCGCUUUCUAACAAGCGGUUUCUUUUUCCUUUCGCUUGGACAUGCACAUCAUAUUUUAGUGCGAUCCACGCACAUGGCACGAUUAUAGUCACCUCCUGAGGUAUUGGGUGAUACGACCCCUGUGGCCCGCGCGAGAAACUGGGAUGCCUCACAUUCAUCUCUUCGAUGUUCAUGCUUGUCAUCCCCAAAGGACUUGCUACCCCUCCUCGGACUUCCGGUCGGCUACUAUAGCCGCAAGCACAUGAUGGCUUCCAAUCCAGAAUCUCAGCCUAAGAAACGAGAAUCCCGUACUGGGCGGAAAGUGACGUCUCUCUCGGCGGAGCAACUCGAAAGGAAGCGCGCCAACGAUCGGGAGGCCCAAAGGACCAUCCGUCAGCGGACAAAGGAGCAUAUCGAACGCUUGGAGCACCAAGUGGCUGAGCUGAAAUCUAAAAAGGAACAGUAUGAUCACGUUGUCCGAAGAAAUGCUGCUUUGGAAAACGAGAUUAGGUCUUUAAGACAACAGCUGGCUUUGGCAACAGGUAGGCAAGGCUAUUCAAACCCAGCAGCUGAGGGCUCAUACACUGCUCCUUCCGGGCCCGUGCUUCCUUCUACCCAGUUUACAGAGCCCUUGAGUGUAAAUCCAGUUUCUAGAACCCCUUCGGCUCUUUCAGUAUCUAGUCAAGUCUCUAGUGCGCAUGACUGGCAACAAUAUAACUCCACAGGGUCACCAUCCAUCUGUGAAUCGUCAGAUACAGACUACCCCAGUAGGGUAGAAUCUUUCAUGUUCGAAGGGCAGUUACAAACGCCGAACCCGAUGACAGUCGCGGCACCGCAAGCUAGCUUCAACGCCCCUGGUUGCCACACACGUGAACCCGCUUUUCACUCAUACUCACACUUGUACCAAGGGGCUGGCCACAACCAAGUGCGCCAGGAGGAGCAUCCACCCGAACAUCCACACAACCCUCAACACACAGUACAAUAUGUGUCAAGUCAGCGGUCGAUGUCCGUUCCGACUAUUCCAUCAGAACGGGAACUUCGCGGAUAUCCCGUCCUUCACGCCACCCAGCAGUAUCAACAAGUCCCAGAGCAACCUCCAAGGCACGAGUACAAUUACGACUGGACUCGCCGAUCAUGAUUGUUAGCGGCUAUUGAAGGCGGUCCCUACUGGAUUUAUGGACUGGGUGCCUAUGAAUGGCUUUUCACACCGGGCACCUACAGCACUAUUAGAACACCCGCCUGGUUCACUCACUAAGCAAACAACCGAUCAUCCAUACUGCCUGUAUAUGGGGCUAUCAUUGCGUACACCUAUUGUCAACCUUGCCCACCUGCUGCUGUGGUGCCCGAUGUCCGAUUCUUCUUGUACUGUCAGGUCCAUUACAAAACCGCUUCCACGAUAUCUUCCUCGUCAUCACAGCGGGACAUCCAUCCUCAAUAUCCCACGCUAUAACGA